This is a messenger RNA of Miniopterus natalensis, 2544 nucleotides long. RefSeq names its product charged multivesicular body protein 1B (gene CHMP1B). Gene Ontology annotation, biological process: vacuolar transport. The record is from RefSeq and is a predicted model, not a curated record. NCBI's taxonomy places the organism in Eukaryota, Metazoa, Chordata, Mammalia, Chiroptera, Miniopteridae.
GAAGUAGGACCAAAACAAAGGAGCGGCCACCCCGAGCGGACCUCCGCGGUGCGUCCUUGCAUCGCGCCCCCCGCCCCGGCCGCCCGCCCCGAGGAGCCGGCGACUAUGUCCAACAUGGAGAAGCACCUGUUCAACCUGAAGUUCGCGGCCAAAGAACUGAGCAGAAGCGCCAAAAAAUGCGACAAGGAGGAAAAGGCCGAAAAGGCCAAAAUCAAAAAGGCCAUUCAGAAGGGCAACAUGGAAGUGGCGAGGAUACACGCCGAAAACGCUAUUCGCCAGAAGAACCAGGCGGUGAAUUUCUUGAGAAUGAGCGCGCGGGUCGAUGCGGUGGCUGCUCGAGUCCAGACGGCGGUGACGAUGGGCAAGGUGACCAAGUCAAUGGCCGGGGUGGUUAAGUCGAUGGAUGCGACGUUGAAAACCAUGAAUCUAGAGAAGAUCUCCGCCCUGAUGGACAAAUUCGAGCACCAGUUUGAGACGCUGGACGUCCAGACGCAGCAGAUGGAAGACACCAUGAGCAGCACCACGACGCUGACCACUCCCCAGAACCAAGUGGAUAUGCUGCUGCAGGAAAUGGCAGAUGAGGCCGGCCUGGACCUCAACCUGGAGCUGCCGCAGGGCCAGACCGACUCGGUGGGCACGAGCGUGGCCUCGGCGGAGCAGGAUGAGCUGUCGCAGAGACUGGCCCGCCUGCGAGAUCAAGUGUGACGACAGAACUCGCUCCGAGGUUUCCUGUCGGUAGCCAGCUUCUGAAAGGCUCUCUGUGUGUUAGAGAGAUAUUACACACUACAGAUUUUGAAUAUGCCAGAAUGCUGAAAUGCUCUUAAGAUGCUUCUACCUUUGGGUUUACAGUGGUCUCAGAUACAUUAAGAAAUUCUAGGCUUUCUCCACCCUUAACUGGAUUUUAAAGUUCUGUAUAGCUUGUGAUGUGUAUUUUUAUAGCUGCCUUUUCAUAGGACUCGUUAAUUUGGUGUAUAUGAAUCUUUCUCAGAACUUUGAUCAAAUUCCUAGUUCCUGUGUAUUCCGUUUUCUGCCCGAAUUAUCAAAGUUGAAGGGUUUUUUAAUUUAGUUUAAUUGAUAAUAUAUAAAAUUGACAUGUGGUGCGUAAAGAGGAGAAUGAUUAUUUUGAUUACAGGGUUAUCAACACCUCCUCUUACUUGAUGGACAGUGCCAUUUCUGUGUAUCCUUUAUUUUUUGCCAUCAAAACGAGACUGCAGUUGACUAUUAAUCUGUUUUCAUAAUUUAUACUAAAAUUACCUUAGGACAUUCUUGCAUAAUAUUAUUUUACUGUUUACAUUCUGUAAUUUCUUUUUAAGAUUUACAAAGUUUAACAUAUGACAAUUUCUUUCAAUUGAAUUUCUCUAACAUUUCUAGUUAUUUUCCUAUCUCAACACUUUAAUUAGACUUAUAAAAUAUGUUAAUUAGCAUGGCAGCCACAUUACUCACUCUAACAUUGCCAAAGAACUGGUUUGAGAAAAUCCUGGGACUGUGUGUUUGUAGGUUUUGUUUUGAUUUUAACAACCAAAAGUAGGAAAAAAAUUAGAACAGCAUUUAAGUUCUAGUUGUUUUCAUUUAUUAUGUUGUUUUUAAAACAGUGGAUUAAAAACUUUGAAAAUAUAAGUUGGAAUGUUUUACUUAGCCAUGCAGCCAGCUUUGAGUCAGGGAGGAAGGAAAGAAGCAGGAUUGGACAGCAUGCUUGACCCUCAGGCUAGAAGCCAGCUGUGCUACCUUCCAUCCUUCUGGAAUAGCAGUGUGUAUUUUCUGGCUGAAAAGGAAAUCCUGUAGCCAAACUUUCUCAUAGCCUCAAAACAUGAAGAACACCAGUUUGCUUUUGCCUUAACAAGUAUGUUAAUCUAAGUUGAAUACUCAUGGAUAGUUUAAAUUCCCCCUUCACUGGAAGAUUUCUCCAUAAGAGAAUUCUAGUGUUUCAGGAAAUAAUUAUAGGGACUCUCCCAGGCCCUUUGAAAGAUUCACCAUUAUAUCAUGUUUUCCAGUGUGAUUGAUUGUUUUAAGGGAGGAAAAAAACACCACGUAUAUGUAGAUGAGAACUGACCCUCAUAUUUAAGUGUCUUUUUAUCUGACUGGUGGUGGUUCUGAAGUUUUCUGUAAAGGACACCUGUCCAUUAUUUACCCCCACAUCUUUCUAGAACUCUAGGCUUUUGGUGUCUCCGCUCAUCCUCAUGGUUGCACAGAGGCAGCUGUGUGAGUACAGCAUGAGUUGUAACCCCUCUUUAGACUGGAAAAAAAUAAAACUUUGAAAAUAGCUUAGUGUUGAAUCCUUUGGUAAAUUGAAGACCCUUUUAUAAUACAGAUAUUGCCAACAAUAUUAAUAUAUUUUGUGAGAUUAAACAAUGCUUGAAUAAGCGUGAACUUUCUUAAAAUAUGUUCAUUUCAAACUACGUGAAUAUACAUUUUUAGGAAUCAUAAAUAUUAUUUCAAAAGUGUAUUAGGCCCCUGAAUUAUUUCCUUAUUUUUGCAGUUGAUGAAAUGCUGAAACGUAAACCACAGAAGUUUGUCAAAUAAAUCAUUUUAAACUGCAUGUUACUA